Lacerta agilis (Sand lizard) is the source of this 675-nucleotide messenger RNA. Its product is annotated as SLAM family member 7-like. The coding region runs from base 103 to 675 and encodes 190 amino acids. The transcript is spliced from 4 exons. The record is from RefSeq and is a predicted model, not a curated record. NCBI's taxonomy places the organism in Eukaryota, Metazoa, Chordata, Lepidosauria, Squamata, Lacertidae.
UUAAGCCAUGCAGUGGGGAAUCCACACCAUCAGGUGAAAGGAAUCCUGGGAGGAUCAGUCUUGAUUCCUGCCAACGUAUCUCAAGGAAUAACAGUGGAGAAAAUGGAAUGGGACUUUUACCCUGAAAGUGGUGGCCUGGGCUAUUGGCUGGGGGAAUUCAGUCAUGGGAAACUGGAGCACUCAAGUCCCUCUGAUCGGUUUGGACAACGACUAGACAUGGUGGACGAGACAACACUGAGGAUCAAAGGCCUGGAGUUGGAUGACAGUGGGAUCUACAAUGCUCGCAUCUGGUUUAUGAAAUCACGGUUUCAAGAACAGAGUUUCAGCCUCACUGUUUAUGAGCAUGUGCCAACACCCCAGAUGCUCCAUCUAGCGGUAUCCAGUACUCCAGAGGGAUGUAAUGUGACCCUGCAAUGCCAGACACCUGGAAGGGAAGAACUCAAGGUCUCCUGGGAAAGAGGGGAUCCCCCCAGGGCCUUAGAAAGCAGCCUGGAUGAGUUCCAGCUUUCUGAUAGUGGGAGGCAGCUCCAUGUCUCCUGGCAGACCAUGCCUUCUGACUCCACAUUCACAUGCCUGGUCAGCAACCCUGUCAGUGAAAAGCGAGCCUCAUUUGACUUGUUCCACAUCUGCUCAAGUACUGAAGGUGAACACACUGGAACCUGGAAGAUCCGAUAA